Messenger RNA from Penicillium malachiteum, 1617 nucleotides. RefSeq names its product threonine synthase THR4. Bases 1 to 1617 code for a protein of 538 amino acids. The transcript is spliced from 4 exons. Gene Ontology annotation, biological process: L-threonine biosynthetic process. NCBI's taxonomy places the organism in Eukaryota, Fungi, Ascomycota, Eurotiomycetes, Eurotiales, Aspergillaceae. Gene Ontology annotation, molecular function: threonine synthase activity; pyridoxal phosphate binding. The record is from RefSeq and is a predicted model, not a curated record.
AUGGCAACUUUGUCUCAAAAGUAUCUGAGCACUCGAGGUGCCGAGUAUGGAUUGAGUUUCGAGGAAGUCGUCCUGCAGGGAUUGGCAAAGGACGGUGGUCUGUUCAUUCCCGAGGAGAUUCCUUCUCUCCCUGCCAACUGGGAGACCGAGUGGGCCGAUUUCAGCUUCGAGGAACUAGCCUUCCAAGUGCAAAGGCUCUUCAUCGCCGAGUCCGAGAUCCCUUCCGCUGAUCUGCGCGAUAUCAUCAACCGCUCCUACUCUACCUUCUACCAUCCCCAGCGUACUCCCUUGGUCGACCUCGAUGCGAAGAACAAACUCCACCUGCUCGAACUCUUCCACGGACGUACCCGCGCUUUUAAGGAUGUUGCCCUGGCGUACCUGGGUAACCUCUUCGAGUAUUUCCUUGUGCGCAAGAACGAGGGAAAGACUGGCAAGGACCGAUUGCACUUGACCGUGGUUGGCGCGACAAGUGGUGAUACUGGUAGCGCUGCUAUCUCGGGUCUCCGCGGCAAGAAGGACGUCUCCGUCUUCAUUCUGUUCCCCGAAGGCCGCACAUCGCCUAUCCAAAGACUUCAAAUGGUCACCGUUUGUGAUGCCAAUGUCCACAACCUGGCUGUCCAGGGAACCUUCGAUAACUGCCAGGAUACCGUCAAGGCCUUGUUCGCUGACCCCGUCAUGAAUGCCGAUCACCACCUUGCCGCCGUUAACUCUAUUAACUGGGCUCGUAUCCUUGCUCAGAUCACCUACUACAUCCACUCAUACUUCCAGCUCGUCAAGAGCCCUGGCUAUAAGAAGGAGAAGCUGCGCGUCGUCGUGCCCUCCGGUAACUUUGGUGAUAUCCUGGCCGGUUGGUUCGCGAAGCAAAUGGGCUUCCCCGCUGACAAGCUCGUUAUCGCCACAAACGAGAACGACAUUCUUGACCGUUUCUUCCGCAGCAACGGCCACUACACCAAGAGCCCUAUCGACUCUCCUGCUCAGGCUGAGGAAGUCAAGGAGACUCACAGUCCCGCCAUGGACAUCCUCGUCAGCAGCAACUUCGAGCGUCUUCUCUGGUUCCUUUCAUACCAGACCAACUCCAGCAGCACUGCCGAGGAGCGCCGACAGCACGCCUGCGAAAGCGUCAGCUCUUGGUUGAGUGACCUCAAGUCCAAGGGCGGCUUCCAGGUCCCCAGCGCCGUUCUUGACGCCGCUAAGACCGAGUUCGAGAGUGAGCGUGUCAGCAACGACGAGACUAUCGCGGUUAUCCGCGAGACCUUCUCCACUUGCUUCCCAACUAACACUGGCGCUGGUAGCCCUAAGAGCUCUAAGACUGGUGGUUAUGUCCUUGACCCCCACACCGCUGUCGGUAUUGCUGCUUCCCGUCGCUCUAUCCAGCGCAACCCUGGUGCUCACCACAUCUCUCUUUCUACUGCCCACCCGGCUAAAUUUGCCAGCGCUGUUGAUCUGGCUCUUAAUGGCCAGGAUGGUUACACCUUCUCUGAGAUCCUUCCUGAGGAUUUCAUUGGUCUUGAGGAGCGGGAGACCAGAGUUACUUCUGUUCCCCCUGGUACUGGCUGGGAAGGUAUCCGUGAUAUCGUCUGCGCUGAGGUUGAGCAGGAGCUGCAGGGUCAGCGCUAA